UAUGUCAGACGAAGAACCAUUUAAAGAUGAUAAUCAAGAUUAAGGAGAUAAUCCUGAUGAAGACAACCAAGAUUAUCCAUAAGAUGAUCCAAAUGAUGAAAAUAAUUAUGAAGACGGAGAUCCUUUUGAAGAUGGUGACAAUCCAAAAGAAGAUGAAGAGUAAAAUAUUUAAAUUUAUAUAUAUCUUUAGUAUAAAGAAUAAUGAUAUAUCAGAUAAUUUGAAACUUACUAUAGAUGAGUAAGGAUUAGAUGAGAAUCAGAAAUUAAGAAAAUGGAAGGACUUAUUGGCUGAACAUGUUUAAUAAGUCUAAAAAUUAAGAGGGAGAAAUAAUAAUUUAAGAGGUCAUCUUAAAAAACUAGGAGACAAAGCAGAAAAAUUAGUCUAAUCUAAUGUUAGAAAAUAAAAACUAUUGGAAUAAAAAUUGGACCCUAAACAUUAUAAUCUUGCUGAAAAGAAGAUUUUAUAUGAAAUUAAGAAUGGCAAAUCUAAAUAAGACUUUGCUAAUAAGAUUGAUCCUAGAAUUUGUAACUCUUUUAUAAUAUUCUUAAGUGGAUUUGUUGAUUAAUAUUGAUAAAAUGGAACAGUCCAAUAGUUUGAUGAGAGAAUAAAUUAAGGCAUUAAGAGAUAGAAAUAAAAAUUUAGAAUAAACUGAAGAUGUAAAUAAACUUAGUAAUGAAAUUAUUUUAAUUGAAAAAUAAAUUGGAGAUGAAGAUAGAUUAAGAAAGAAGAUUUAAUUAAUAAUUAAAGAAUAAGAAGCUGAACUUAAAUAAUAAUAAUUUGAUUGUGAUUAUGAAAGUAGAUUAAAUAGUCUCAAAGAAUAAAUUAAAAAAUUAAAAGAUAAUAUCAAGGAAGCUUAAAAGGAAGAAUUACAUGAAACUAGAAAAGAAGUUGAGUUGAAUAAUUAUUUUGCUGAAAUUUAAAAAAUGUAAUACUCUAUUAUUAUUUUAUUAGUUAUCGUUAAAUGUGUACUUAAUUAAAUAAACCAUGUGAAGAGAAAUAACAUUUUAAAUAAGAAAAAUAAAAGGAAUAAGAUAAUACUAAUGAAAAAUAAAAAAAAGUAUAAGAAUUUGCACAAAAAAGUCAAGAUUAGAAUUAAAAAAGAUUCUUAUAAAUAAAAGAUAAAUAAGAAGAACCAGAAGAGAAAGAUGAACUUAAAAAAGCAUUGAAUGAAUUUAAGAAAGAUAAGGACACAAUAUUUAAAUAACUUAAAGAAGAUGUUAAAACAUUAUAAGAAGAACUUGAGAAAAAAGAGAAAGAAGCAUAAAAAGAAAAAAGAAGAUAAAUUGAAGAAUAUGCUAAAUUAAGUGAAGAUGUAGUAUAGUUAGCAAAAUAAUUAAAAGAAAAAGAAGUUUAAACUAAAUCAUCAGUUACAAAAUUAAAUGAUCUUCAAAGAUAAGCAUAAUUGUUGGAAAAGAAAUAAUUCUCUGAUCCAAUAUAAAGUACACAACAUAAACCAGAAAGUAUAAUGUUUGGAAUAGACAAAAAAACAGAAACUUGUUUACCAUUUGAUGAUUCCAAGAAUUUAGAUUGGACAUCAAAUAUGCCUAUUAAUUAGAUUGUUGUAUGUUAGAAUAGUUAGAAUAAUUUAAUCAUAGGUUUGGAAUUAACUUAUGGAGAAUCAGAAAAUAAAGAUAAUAAAACAACAAAACAUAUUGGAUUAUAGGAAGGUAAUAUUGAUAAGGUAUAGAUUAAUAUUAAUUCGGAAGAAAAAUUAAGUUAUAUUUCUGGAUUUUAUAAUUAGGAGUAAAUUAUCUUCUUAAAAUUCGAAACAAAUAAAAAGAGAAUUAUUUAAGUUGGAAAUAUGAAAUAUAAAGAUAAUUAAACUAAAGAUUUUAGAAUUGAAAUUAAAGAUAGAGAAAUUCUAGGAUUUAAUGGAAUAUUAGAUUAUACAUCAGGUAAAUAUAUAUAUAUAUAGUAAUUAGAAUCAUAAAAUCCAUCUGAAAGAUACUUAGUUGCAAUAGGAUUGAACAUCAAAUAAAAAGAAUUAGAUAUUUCAACAAAAAAGAAAUUGAAGAAAUAAAAAAUGUUAGAGGAAAAAGAUAAAUAAAGAGUUCCUGUUGAUUAUAGAAAAAUAACAUAUCCUUUUAAAAAAAAUCAUCCUAAACAUCUAGAAUUAGUUAAAUCUUAACCAAAAUUGGAUGUUUCUAUUUAUGAAGAAUAGAAAAGUAUUUCUAUUAUAUAUAUAUUUAUUAGUUAAACUAUUCUAAAAAGAAAAGGAAAGAUUUUUAUAAGCAUAAAGAGCAUAAUUAGGUUUAUUAUCAGCUAAACAAUUUAGUCCUGCAACUUAUAAAUAAUAAGAGUAUUUAGAAGAAGACUAAAGGGUAAUAAUAAUAUAAUAAUUAAUAAUAGAGAAAAGAACUAAAUGAAAAGAGAAAAAUUAUGGUUGAAUAAAAAAGGGAAGAAAUUAAAAGUUCUUUAACUUUUCCUGUGAUCGAAAUGAAAUCACCAGCAGAUUAAGAUAAAAAAGGAGCCAAAACAUAAAAAAAUGCUAGUCCAUAAAAGCCAUAGAAAUAGCCUUAGAAGGAGGUUCCAAAAAAAGAUGAUUCUAAACCUAAAAAAAAAUGAA
Messenger RNA from Paramecium pentaurelia, 2567 nucleotides. The record is from the annotation of a GenBank genome assembly. NCBI's taxonomy places the organism in Eukaryota, Ciliophora, Oligohymenophorea, Peniculida, Parameciidae.